GUUUGAUAACAUUAUCACUUUUCAGAAACACGUGUGCUAUACAGAUGAAGUUGCAUAGUGUGUUGUUAUUAAAGAAAUAUCUUCAGUCGUGGUGUUGUCUUAAAUAAUUAAUAGUUAACGUUUUAAUCUUGACUUGCAUUUUAUAGUUUUAUUCAUAUACAUUUCCUUUGUGAAUUUGUCAUUUGGAUUAAAUAUGGGUUCCAAACGUAAAUCGACCGUGAAAAAAAACGUAUGUAGUUGAAUAUUUUAUUGAUAUCUAUUUUCUAAUUAAUAAUUGCGAUGUGACACAAAGAUAAAACUUUUAAAACAUAACGACAAACUAAAAAAUCAAUUUUAAUUUUAAAACCAAUAAUUUUGAAUAUAUCAAAUUUAUUUUAUUUAAUAUUAUUUCGUUGUAUACAAUGUAACAAUUAUAUAUUUAUUAUUUUAAACAUUUAAAACAUUUGGUUUAUCAUUGUUACCAUCAUAAUUAAUGAAUUGGAAAAAAUUAGUUAUUGAUACAAUUUUUGAAAAUACAGUAUUAGUAUGCUUACCUAAUGUUUCAGUUAUAUAAAGAAAAACAAAUUGAAUGGUUUACCUAUACCUAUAUUGAAUUUGAUAAAUUGAACUAUAAUUUUUAAUUAAUGUUCAUAAUCAUCAAAUACUAUAAAAUUAAAACAAUUUUGUAAAGGUUUUUUUUCGAGUUAGGAGAGGUUCCGUACCUGUUUUAUUUAGUUUUGAAUGUAAUCUAACCAUUAUAAAUACCUACCAUUGGGUAGAUGCUCGUAACUAAUAAAUUUUAAAAUAUGCCCAAUAAAAUGUCAUUAUAUUGGUUUAAAAAAAAAAUGUAAAAAUAUGUUACAAAAUAACUACUUUAACUAUUAAAAACUUAAAAUAAUAAAAAUAAAAUGGAUGAAUAAUUUAAAUUAAAAAAUGGUUGUUUGUAUAAAAUGUAUAAAUUGAAAAAAAAAAAUAAUGCAGUCCUCAUUUAUUGUUCAUUUAAUCUGAAAACUUACAUUUAUUUAAAACUGAUGUAAUUGAUAUGUUUAUAUGUACUAAGGUGUGGUAUUAAACAAAUUAUUUUUGACCAUAAUUGUUUUUUGUUCCACAUGGCUUUCAAAACAAAAUUUUUAAUCGGUUGAAAAACUUGUUUACUAGAUUCGGAAUCAAAUUAUAUUGCGCUGCUGAUGAAGUUAUUUUUUUUUUGGUAUUUAAAAAAAAAAAAAAGAUACAAUUGUUUAAAAUACAGUCAAAUUAACUCUCAUUAUAAAGACACCAAAACACUACAGCACACGUAAAGUUUAUGAAUACACUUAACGAUAAACUGCCACAAUAAUCUAUUAAUUUAUUAAACUUAGUUAUAAGACAUUUCCAAUCAAUAAAGAUAACAUUUCUAUAAUAGCAAUUGAAAUAUACAAUAAUUUAAUAUUAAAUGCAAGUAAAACUUAAAGAUACCAAACAUACACAAAUAUACUUUGAAAGAAAAAUGGAUUGAAAUAUGCAAAAAUAUGCAACAUACAAAUUUUAUUUUAAUAUUCUAUAAGUCACAAAAUAAAUCCUGCUCUAUAAAUUUUAUUACUAAAGAAAAAAUAUAUUCAUGCAUGAAUCAUUCUUCCUCUAUUGAGUACGUAUAUAAAAUAAUUCAAAUAUUUCUGUUUUUGAUAUACAUACCUAAUAAAAAAAUUCAGUUAUUUGUUUAACUUUACAAAAGCAUGAAACAUUAAUAAUUAUCGCAAAUGUAUUGUUUCCUGUAGUUUACGAAAUUAUAAAUUAAAAUAGGUAAAUAUUAAUAAUUUAUAAUUGUUGAAUACAGAAACGGUUGAAGAAACUAAAGAAAACUGUUUACGAAGAACCUGAAGAAUUGAAAAGAGCUCCACAUUCAUUUGUUAUCCACAGAGGACAAAUUGGCAAAAGUUUAAUGCAGUUGGUAAAAGAUUUUCGAAAGGUUAUGGAACCAUUCACUGCUGCUUCAUUGCAAGUAAUAAUAAAUUGAUUUACUUUAAUUUUUUAAAAAAAUGUGUAAUUGUCAAAUUUUUAAGAACAUUUAUAAAGAAUUGUAUUUUAAAAUGUUAUAUAGGUGUAUAAGAAAAACACAAUUAAAGACUUUGUGUCUCUUGCUGGCCCUAUGCACGUUUCACAUUUAUGUGUGUUCACAAGCUCAGAUACAGGAAUAAAUUUUCGUGUAGCCAGAUUACCCCAAGGUCCAACAAUGACAUUUAAACUACACAACUAUGCACUCAGUAAAGACGUUGUGUCGUCAUUGCGUAAACAAAUGGUUAAUCCAAAAUUGUUUAGUCACGCUCCAUUAAUCGUUAUGAAUAAUUUUACUGGUGAAGGUUUGCAUAUCAAUUUGAUGGCUACUAUGUUUCAAAAUAUGUUUCCUACAAUAAAUGUCACCAAAGUAAGAAAAUAUUAGUUUAAAUGAUUUAUUAAGUACAUAUUUUUACUGUCACAUUUAGGUAAAUUUAAAUGAUAUUAAAAGAUGUGUUUUGAUGAAUUAUUCUUCCGAAACAAAAUUGAUUGAAUUUAGACAUUAUGCUAUUAAAAGCGUUCCAGUUGGCUUGUCUAAAGGGGUAAAAAAAAUUGUCCAGAGUAAAGUUCCUGAUUUAUCAAAUUUAAACGACAUUGAUGAAUUUUUGUUGAAGUAAAUAUUAAUUAUAUUAUAUAUCAAAUCAAUUCACUUCCAAUUAAUAAUUGAAUAUGUUCACCGAACUAUGUAGGCCAGAACUUUUGUCUGAUAGUGAGGUUGAGGAUAAUCCAAGUUCCACCAUUAUUGUCCCUCAAAAGUUGGUCAGUCGAGGUAACAUAGUAGGUACUCAAUCUUCCAUAAGACUGAGUGAACUUGGUCCAAGGCUUACAUUACAGGUAAAUUACGCUAUGGUGAAAUGUACAAAAUUCCAUUAUUUCACUAAUACAACAUUAAUAUUUUAGUUGAUUAAAGUGGAAGAUGGACUUAUGACUGGUGAUGUAAUGUUUCACGAAUUCAUCAAAAAACCUAAAGAUUUGAAUGAAGAACUGGCUGACGAAAAAAACCAAGAAGAUUAAAUGUGAAUAAAAAGUAAAAAUUAAGUACCUUAACUGAAAUACUUACACGUUUUAUUGAUAUUAUGUUUAAAUAUGAUUUAUGUAAAAUAAUCUUAAGUUUAAAUAAAAUCAUUUUUGAUUGAUUUGUCAUUGCAUAUAAUAGUUUUUAAUUGAAGGUCAUGUGUUUUUAUUAACAAUGUUUUUAUCAUUUAGAUAUUAAAACUUGGUAUAAAUUAGGUUUCUAAAAUUAAAUUAAUAAUUUGAUCGGUAUAGUGGUAGUCAGUUUUCAUAUUUAUUAAGAAAUACUAAUUAAAUUAAAAAUAAACCCAAAGUUAUUAUUUAGUCAUUAUAUAUAAAGAAAAUAAUUGUGAUAUACAAUAUUAUAAUAAAUAAAUAAAAAAAAGAUUACUAGUCACAUAAAUAAUGUGAAAGCAUCAAGUAUUACUUAAAUGACAAUACAAUAAUGUUAAAAUAUAUAUAUUGGCUUUAAUCUAACAUUAGGUAAUUAAAAAAAAAUUAUCGUUACUUGAUAAUUUAUGACAUAUUGUAAAAUUAUUAUAGUUAUGUAAGUAAUAUUCAUGGUUCUCCCAUUUUUUAUUUAUAUUAAAUGCAGUAUAACUUUAUUUAACUAAGUUCAAUCAAUUUGAUUUAUAGGGACAAUAUUAACUAAAUUUAAACUGUUUAUUAUUGUAUAAAGAAAAUAUAAUUUAAAAAAUUAAUUUUCAUUGAGAUUUUUAUUAUGGAUCAAAAAACAUAUAAAUGUAAACAGAAAUUAUGUAGAAAAAAUUCUAUCAAAUUAUCUCUGUGCUGACUUAGCUAUUUGCUCUUUUAAAACCAAAAUACUUUGACGUUGUUCCGCUGGUAAUUUUGCAAUUUGUUCCUCAGUUAAUUGCAAUACUUGCAUUAUUAAAGCCGCCUAAAAAAGAAAAUAUAAUUAAAAAAUUUCCCUUCAAAAAUGAUAACUAAAUUAACUUUUGGCUGAAUCUACCUUUUCAUUGUCUGUUGAAGAUCCAGGCUUAGGCUGUUGUUGUCCAGCCGGUGGUCGAGUUGGCUGAACCGCUUGAGGCACUUGGGUUGUUACUUGGGCUGUGUUAUUACUGUUUGCUCUAGGAUCUCUAAUCGUAAAAGUUCGAAUAUCUGAAUCCAUUGUUGCUGAAGCACGGGGAUCCCUCGACAAGCUGUAAAAAUAAGGUUGUUAAUAAUAGUAAUUACUAGUAGAUUAUAUUUUAAUGCGAUUUACGGUACUGCCGGCUGUGGAAGUGGAGAUUCAACUGGUACAACUACUGUUGGUAACGGUUGAGGGAUUGGAAUUGGUAUUGGUAAUGGUUGCUGCCUUAAAUCUUGAUCCAUGACACGCACACGAGGUAUUUGUUGUCGCAAAUCCAUAUCUUCAACU
Messenger RNA from Cinara cedri, 4399 nucleotides. Lineage: Eukaryota; Metazoa; Arthropoda; Insecta; Hemiptera; Aphididae. The record is from the annotation of a GenBank genome assembly.